Molecule: messenger RNA, 1763 nt
Organism: Musca vetustissima
Lineage: Eukaryota; Metazoa; Arthropoda; Insecta; Diptera; Muscidae
Product: sterol O-acyltransferase 1
Exons: 5
Coding region: 27-1763 (578 amino acids)
Biological process (GO): cholesterol metabolic process
Cellular component (GO): endoplasmic reticulum membrane
Source: RefSeq, a predicted model, not a curated record
AAGGGUUAUAAAUCCCUCAAUAAAAGAUGGUAGAAAAAUUAAUAAAAUCCGAUCGAAAGAUCAACUCUCCUGACAAAAAGGUACAAAACGAAAACACUGACUUAACAACACAAAAUAUGGAAUUACACUUUGUGCGCCAUAAGUUAGAGGCUUUUCAGGCAAAUAUGUUGCGUGACGUUCAAAAACGUAUGUCCGGCAUGAUAGAUGAGGUCAUGCAAGAACUACGACAGCAAGAGUUGCAAGCCCAUGAAUUUCGUAAUUUUGCAAAGACACAAAUGCAACAACAAUCAAACACCUGGAGUAAUCGUGUACAUUUAACAUCAAACACAUCCAAUGAACCUUGUGAGAGAUCCACUGCGAAUACAAGUACAUGUCAUGGUGCAGGGGAUGAACAUCAGUAUGCAACAACUGAUGAAAAUAAACGAAGUCUUCGAACAUUACCCGAAAAAGUUUUUCGCAACAGAGAAUCAUAUUUAACAGCACUUUUAGAAGUCGAUCAUAUGAAGACAAUAUAUCAUAUAUUUUACAUAAUAUUUUUGGUCUUUCUGCUAAAUAAUAUCACCUAUGAUUAUUUCGUUAAUGGAAGUGUCAACUUUGGUCUGGGAACAUUUAAGGCAAGCUUUGCAAAAAUCCAUUAUGUUUUUGCCAUAUGGCUUGUACAGAAGAUGUUUGUAUGCAGCAUAUAUUAUGCACUUAAAGGCUGGUCCCAUGUCAGAUCCAAACUUGCCAAACAAGAAACUUUACAAAGACUGUGGUCAUCAUCCUGUCUUCUACUGUACAUCACAAGUCAAUUAAUAUUUACAUAUUUACCGCCAAAGGUCUGUCUAACAUUAGAUCUUCCAUAUGUAUCGGCCUGUGUCUUGCUGCUGGAAAGUAUUCGCAUGCUAAUGAAAAUGCAUGGAUUCGUGAGGACGAUAAGUGCUCGAGUAUUGCAAGGCAAACUGAAAACGGAUAAUGACGGUACAGCAUCCACUGCCAGUGUUAUGCCACCAUUUCAAAAAUAUUCCUACUAUUUAUUCGCUCCAACUUUAUUGUAUCGUGACAACUAUCCACGAACAGCUGUUAUACGUUGGAAAUUUGCUCUUGGUCGUUUCCUUGAGGUUGUGGCCAUCGCUUUCCUUUACAGUUAUAUUUAUGAACGUCACAUCAAAGUGAUCUUUGGUAAUUUCGGCAUUGAGGAAGUUACUGUCGGAUCCGUUAUCAUCAAGUUGUUCGGCAUGCUCAUGCCUUGCAUUAUCAUCUAUCUGUGUGGUUUCUAUCUAAUACUUCAUUCAUGGCUAAACUUUACAGCCGAAUUGCUACGUUUUGGUGAUCGCAUGUUCUAUCGUGACUGGUGGACGGCAAGCAAUUAUGAGGCAUACUAUCGCAAUUGGAAUGUUGUUGUCCACGACUGGCUCUACGAAUACAUCUACAAGGAUUUAUAUUUGUAUGUCUUUAAAGGCUCCAAGUUUGCAUCGUCACUAAUGGUGUUUACAAUAUCGGCCCUAUUUCAUGAAUACGUCUUGGGAUACGCCUUGCAAGUUUUCUUCCCAGUCAUGUUUGUGUUCUUUGGUAUUAUUGGAGUUUUGAUGAUUUUCCUAACUCGUUUCGCUCCAAAGAAUGUUGGCAACAUAAUGCUAUGGUUUUCUUUAAUCUAUGGAAACUGCAUGAUGAUUUCACUAUAUAGUAUGGAGUAUUUUACUAGGAUAAAUUGUCCCAAAGAUUCAUAUGAAAGUUGGUCUGAUAUACUAAUAUCGCAUUUGUGGAGUUGUUACAUGAAAUAG